CGAGACCUCCCACUUCCGGUCUCCCAGAGGCUGGGAGACGCUGGGAAGAUGCGCUUGACGGUCGCUGCGGCCAUCUCCCACGGCCGGGUAUUCCGGCGCCUGGGCCUUGGCCCCGAGUCUCGAAUCCACCUGCUACGUAACUUGCUUACGGGUCUGGUGCGACAUGAACGCAUCGAGGCGCCGUGGGCGCGCGUGGAUGAGAUGAGGGGCUACGCCGAGAAGCUCAUCGACUGCGGAAAGCUGGGAGACACCAAUGAGCGAGCCAUGCGCAUGGCUGACUUCUGGCUCACAGAGAAGGACCUGAUCCCAAAGCUCUUUCAAGUGCUGGCUCCUCGGUACCGAGAUCAGAAUGGAGGCUACACAAGAAUGCUGCAGAUCCCAAAUCGGAAUAAGCAGGAUCGAGCCAAGAUGGCAGUGAUCGAAUACAAAGGGAACUGCCUCCCACCCCUACCUGUGCCUCUCAGAGACAGCAACCUUACACUCCUAAACCAGCUACUGCUAGGGCUGCAACAGGACCUCCACCAAAACCAGGAAACCAGCCUCCAAAGCUCCCAUACAACUGAAACACCAAGGAUUUAACUGGAGUUGAAGGGUUUAUGACUCUUUAAUGAACAGGAUCAUAGAUCUUUGGAACUCUUUGAAUAUCAAAAAGGAAUGGAGUUACUAUUGUAAAAUGUGUAGUAGUAAUGGGGCCCAGAACUGGGAGCCAGAUGGCCCUUCCUUUGUACAAUACAUAAAAUUUCUUACACCCA
Dipodomys ordii (Ord's kangaroo rat) is the source of this 752-nucleotide messenger RNA. RefSeq names its product mitochondrial ribosomal protein L17 (gene Mrpl17). NCBI's taxonomy places the organism in Eukaryota, Metazoa, Chordata, Mammalia, Rodentia, Heteromyidae. Gene Ontology annotation, molecular function: structural constituent of ribosome. The coding region runs from base 49 to 579 and encodes 176 amino acids. Gene Ontology annotation, biological process: translation. The record is from RefSeq and is a predicted model, not a curated record. Gene Ontology annotation, cellular component: mitochondrial large ribosomal subunit; ribosome. The transcript has 3 exons.